Eruca vesicaria subsp. sativa (arugula) is the source of this 2350-nucleotide messenger RNA. The record is from the annotation of a GenBank genome assembly. NCBI's taxonomy places the organism in Eukaryota, Viridiplantae, Streptophyta, Magnoliopsida, Brassicales, Brassicaceae.
GAAUAAGAGAGCCUGGGACGAGAGCCAAUACUACUAGUUACGGUGUGAGGAGAGCAGAGAAAAGUGUCCAUGGCGACAAUAGUACAGUGUCUUUCUUCCUGUGCGAGCCUCAAUUCCAAGUUCAAAGUCCUUUCUCUUAAGGGAGCUUCUUCGUCAUCAACUUCUUCCUUGUCCACUCGCCGUGGUGCUGUCUGCUCCUCCCUAAGCUUCUCUCAGAGCGUUUCUCAGUGUGUCGCAUUCUCCUCUGGGAAUCUAUGGGUACAGAAGAAUCCAUCGAGGCAAUUGAUUGUUUGUGAGGCUGCUCCGACGAAGAAAGCUGAUUCAGCUGCAAAGAGGGCUCGCCAAGCCGAGAAGAGGCGCGUUUACAACAAGUCUAAAAAAUCUGAAGCCCGUACUCGUAUGAAGAAGGUCUUGGAAGCACUCGAUGGGCUCAAGAAGAAACCAGACGCGCAAGCUGACGAGAUAGUCACCGUGGAGAAACUCAUCGGAGAGGCUUAUUCUGCUAUAGACAAAGCAGUGAAGGUUAGAGCGCUACACAAGAACACUGGUGCCCGAAGGAAGUCUCGUUUGGCUAGGAGGAAAAAGGCUGUUUUGAUCCACCACGGUUGGUACGUACCAGACUCAGUAGCAGCAGUAACAGAAGCUGUGACCAUGGCUGCGUAAGAAUAUGGACAGAGAAUGGAAAUUUGUUUUUGUUAUAAGAGAUCAUAUGGAACAAGAUGUGAAAAUUUGCUUUUAAAAUCAAAUCUGUUUCUUCAUGUAUAAUUCAUUUCGACUUCUGUUUCUUCUUCUGUACUGUUGAGUCUAAGCUUGUUGUCUUCUUCAUCUUUUGGCUUGGCCUUGACCUGGUUUAGUAAGAUCUCAGUUCUUGGCUCUGGCACCAUUCCUCUUGACAUCAUAUCUCGAUAAUAACUCAAUGCUUCUCUUAUCUUUCCCUUUGUGUGCAGACCAUGAACCAUAACAGUAUACGUUCUUUGAUCUGGUCCUAACCCACUUCUCUCCAUCUCAUUCCAUACCUCCCUUGCCUUCUCUUCAUCUCCCCAUUGCACAUACAACCUAAACACCAAAUUGUACAAGUCACUUGUCAUCUCACACAUGUUCUUCCUCACCCUCCCCAGAACCACCUCAACAUCUUCAGGCUUCUGCGAAUACUUUAGCAAAUAACCGAACGUCACAUCGUUAGGCGAACAACUACCUCCUUUCUCUUCCAUCUCCUCCACUAGCUCCCAAACUUUCUCUGUUCUCCUUAACUUGCAGAGAUGCUUCAAAAGCGAGUUAUAAGUCGCAACAUUGGGAGAACAACCUUUCUCACUCAUCUUCUUGAACACUCCAAAAGCCUCAGGGAUCCUCUUCUUGAAACACAAUGCAUCAAUAACGUUAUUACAGAUCUUAACAUCCGGGUCUCUCCCCGUUUCCCACAUUGCUCUAUAAAGCUCCAUAGCCUUUCCAACUUUCCCCUUCUUCGUCAACGCAUUAAUCAUCGUCCCAUAGCUGACAACAUCAGGCCUACAUUUAGAAGCAAUGAUAUCUUUCCAAAACCUCUUUGCUUCAUGAACAUUCCCCAAAACACACCACCCGUUGAGAAUAAUAUUCAUCACCUUUAUAUCACACCCAACAAACUCUCUUCCACGAGAACAAAACAAAGUCUCCGCAAACUCAACAUGCUUAUACCUACACAACCACUUCAAUAGCACAUAAAACGCAACCGAAUCAUCCUCUAUCCCAAACUCUCUCCUCCUCUCGAACACCUUCACAGCUUCAUCUACCUUAUGAGCAGCAGCGUAUCGGUUUAACAAGACUUCAUAAGUCUUUGCAUCUCUCUUAGGCAUUUCGUCGAACACUUGGUGGAACUCUUGAAACCGACGCAUUUUCCCAAGAACGUCGAGGAUCUCGUUGUACACUGAUGAGCUAGAGAGGUAAACAGACUGUUUACGGAUCAAUUGUGAAAGCGUGUAAGCUGGUUUCCAAUCAGACCGGUUCCGGUUCACCACUUCUAAAAUCAAUCCUUCGGUUAAGACAAUCCCACACUUGACGAGAAUCCGCUCGAUUUCUUCGGGUGAGCUUCCACGGUGGUUCUUUAGGACAUUGUGAACAUCGACAGAAGAUUGAUUGUCCUGUCCUAAGGAGUUUCUGUCGGGAGUUGCAAGAGAAUGUAGAAAGUGUGGAGAUUGGUUAACACCCAGGAAGCGAAACUGAGAGAGGGUGAUGUUUUUGUUGUUAUGAAUCGGUGUCUGCGGAGGAAAGAGACGGAGAGGAGUGGAGGAUGAUGUGGAAGAGGAGAUCCGGCGCGGGCAUAGAGCAUUGUGUAGCUGAGACAAGAUUUCAGUUUUGUAUUUCGCUCUCAUUUUCA